Molecule: messenger RNA, 2222 nt
Organism: Melanotaenia boesemani (Boeseman's rainbowfish)
Lineage: Eukaryota; Metazoa; Chordata; Actinopteri; Atheriniformes; Melanotaeniidae
Gene: ttc8
Product: tetratricopeptide repeat domain 8
Exons: 14
Coding region: 71-1588 (505 amino acids)
Biological process (GO): non-motile cilium assembly
Cellular component (GO): BBSome; ciliary basal body; non-motile cilium
Molecular function (GO): protein binding
Source: RefSeq, a predicted model, not a curated record
AAUCUUAGCGCCUCUGUUUAGCAGCUCGCCUACUGAUUGAACAAUUAUACUUUUUCCUGCUUGCCAUAAAAUGGAGGUGACGAUGGACCCUAUGUUUUUGGCUUGGAGCUAUUUCAGGAGGCGCAAACUUCAACAAUGUUCAGAUAUUUGUACAAAAAUAUUACACGAGAAUCCCUUCGACCAGGCUGCAUGGAGCUUGAAAACCCGUGCCCUUACAGAGAUGGUGUACAUUGAUGAAGUUGACGUUGACCAGGAAGGGAUUGCUGAGAUGAUGUUGGAUGAAAGUUCUAUUGCACAAGUUGCAAGACCUGGAACAUCACUUAGACUUCCUGGGACAAGUCAUGGCGGAGGUCCCACUCCAGCUGUCAGGCCUAUGACACAAUCAGGGCGUCCUAUCACAGGAUUUGUGAGACCUAGCACACAGUCCGGACGUCCUGGGACAAUGGAACAGGCCAUCAAAACCCCACGUACUGCAAGCACCGCUCGCCCCGUCUCUAGUGCAUCUGGUAGAUUCAUUCGUUUGGGAACAGCAUCAAUGUUAACUAAUCCAGAUGGGCCUUUUAUAAAUUUGUCGAGACUAAAUCUGGCCAAGUAUUCCCAAAAGCCCAGUUUAUCCAGGACUCUGUUUGACUACAUCUUUCAUCAUGAAAAUGAUGUAAAAAAUGCUUUGGAUUUGGCCGCUCAAGCAACAGAGCAUGCACAGUUCAAAGACUGGUGGUGGAAGGUUCAAUUAGGAAAAUGUUACUACAGGCUUGGUUUAUACAGAGAAGCAGAGAAACAGUUUCGAUCAGCUCUCAACCACCAGGAGGUGGUAGACACAUAUCUCUAUCUUGCAAAGGUUUAUCAGCGCCUGGAUCAACCAGUAACAGCCCUAAAUCUCUUCAAGCAAGGCCUGGACCACUUCCCUGGUGAGGUCACCCUUCUUACAGGAAUCGCUCGCAUUCAUGAGGAAAUGAACAACAUCUCCUCAGCUACAGAAUACUACAAAGAUGUCCUUAAACAAGAUAACACUCAUGUGGAGGCUAUAGCCUGCAUAGGCAGCAAUCACUUCUAUACUGAUCAGCCUGAAAUUGCCCUGCGAUUCUACAGACGACUGCUCCAGAUGGGUGUGUAUAAUUGCCAGCUGUACAACAACCUGGGCCUGUGCUGUUUCUACGCCCAGCAGUACGACAUGACUCUGUCCUCAUUUGAGAGGGCUCUUGCCCUGGUGGCCAGUGAUGAAGAGCAGGCUGAUGUCUGGUACAACAUAGGACAUGUAGCUGUGGGCAUAGGGGACUUAACCCUGGCAUAUCAGUGUUUCAAACUGACUCUAGCUUUUAAUAAUGAUCAUGCUGAGGCCUACAACAACCUGGCUGUGCUGGAGCUGCGUAAAGGCCAUAUUGAGCAGUCCAAGGCUUUCCUGCAAACAGCUGCAACUGUGGCCCCACUCAUGUAUGAGCCACACUACAAUCUCUCCAUUCUCUCCGAAAAGAUUGGUGACCUUCAGAGCAGCUACACUGCGGCCCAGAAGUCUGAAGAUGCAUUUCCUGAACAUGUUGACACUCAGCAGCUUCUCAAGCAGCUUAGAGAGCAUUUUGCAGUGCUGUGAGGGUCCACUACCAUCAACGAACACAAGGCUAUAAAGACGGCGAAAGGAUGGAAGCUUAGUCUUACUUGGAAACCAACAUAAGGAGAUUAUUUUUUUAUUUGAGUUAAUUUAUUAAAUGAACAUAUUACAGUAAAUAGCCAUUUUACUGGGUAAACCUACGGUAUGAGAUAGUUUUAACAAAGUGCACUCAAUUCUACCAGUAGAUAUUCCUUUGUUCCUUUCUACCAAAAGUUCUGCACGACUGUGUUGAAUCCAAAUUUACUCAGUCGUUUAUUAAUGUUUCAGAUUCCUUGACUCUUGUGUGUGUGUAUAUCUAUAUAUAUAGAUAUAUAUAUUUAUAUAAUUUAUAGAGAGACUUUGGACAUCGGUAGUUCUUUGCUUUCCUUUUUUUUCUCUAAAACUCAGGAACUAUUGGGUGGGAAAAGACACAUAGCUGCAGUUUAUCUGAAUCUAAAUGUCUAAAUCCACUGCUUCAGUGAAUCCAAAGUAGUUUUUGUUUUCCAUUUGAUGAUAAAAUACUCUCAAACAACAUAUGACUUAAAGAAAUGUGCAGUUUACAGCAUAUGAAGCCUGGGGUUUUAAUGAUGGGCUAGUGAUCUAUUGUUUAGAUUUGAAGAAUAAUUUUACAUAUGUA